Brassica oleracea var. oleracea is the source of this 1001-nucleotide messenger RNA. RefSeq names its product proline synthase co-transcribed bacterial homolog protein. Gene Ontology annotation, molecular function: pyridoxal phosphate binding. The record is from RefSeq and is a predicted model, not a curated record. NCBI's taxonomy places the organism in Eukaryota, Viridiplantae, Streptophyta, Magnoliopsida, Brassicales, Brassicaceae. Gene Ontology annotation, cellular component: intracellular anatomical structure. The coding region runs from base 68 to 859 and encodes 263 amino acids. The transcript is spliced from 7 exons.
GUCAUUCUCUUCCACAAAACUGUGACCAGAGAGUGUGAUUAAGAAAAAAGGAAGCUAUCAGCUUUCGAUGAACGAUCUCGAAAACAAAGACACGCACACGAACGAGCCAUCAGGACACGUGGCGGAACCGGUCAUGUCAGCGGCGGCGAUGGAUGGCGUGGCGGCUUUGCGAUCGGUGUUUCAGCGGGUGAACAAGGCGGCGGAGAAAGCGGGUCGCGCGUCGGAUCGGAUACGGGUCGUAGCGGUGAGCAAGACGAAGCCAGUUUCUCUGAUUCGGCAAGUGUACGACGCGGGUCAGAGGUCUUUUGGGGAGAACUACGUGCAGGAGAUCAUUGAGAAGGCCCCACAGCUUCCUGAAGAUAUAGAAUGGCAUUUCAUUGGGAAUCUGCAGAGUAACAAAGUGAAGCCUUUGCUAACUGGAGUGCCUAACCUUGUGAUGGUGGAAAGUGUGGACGAUGAGAAGAUUGCAAACAUGCUUGAUCGUGUGGUUGGAAACAUCGGAAGAAAGCCUUUGAAGGUCUUGGUCCAAGUGAAUACCAGUGGCGAAGAGUCGAAAUUCGGCGUGGAGCCCUGUGGAUGCGUAGGACUAGCAAAGCACGUGAAGGAAGCCUGCUCGAACCUCGAGUUUUCUGGUUUGAUGACGAUAGGGAUGGCUGAUUACACUUCAACCCCCGAGAACUUCAAGAUGCUUGCGAAAUGCAGAAGUGAAGUGUGUGAGGCGCUGGGAAUACCUGAGGAGCAGUGCGAGCUGUCGAUGGGGAUGUCUGGUGACUUUGAGUUAGCCAUUGAAUUGGGAAGCACAAAUGUGAGAAUAGGAUCGACGAUCUUCGGGGCGAGAGAGUAUCCUAAGAAAAAAUGAACUGCUUGCAAACACUUUGAAACUGUGAUUAAAAACAUCAAAACCAGUUUCCCAGGAAGAAUAAACAUAAACUGCUGUUUUAUUAUUGGUGGAAUGAUAUGUUGCAAGACAUAAUGUUAAUCAAAGCCCGUUUCUUCAGACA